GGUAGCUGUAGAGAUAACGCAGGGUAUGAGGAGGGUAGCUGUAGAGAUAACGCAGGGUAUGAGGUGGGUAGCUGUAGAGAUAACGCAGGGUAUGAGGAGGGUAGCUGUAGAGAUAACGCAGGGUAUGAGGAGGGAGGCUGUAGAGAUAACGCAGGGUAUGAGGAGGGUAGCUGUAGAGAUAACGCAGGGUAUGAGGAGGGAGGCUGUAGAGAUAACGCAGGGUAUGAGGAGGGUAGCUGUAGAGAUAACGCAGGGUAUGAGGUGGGAGGCGCAUUAUACAGGGCGCUCUCCUCACAGUCUCCGCCAGUGUACAGGCAGGACUGCGCAUGCGCGGGACACUGCUGCUUCUUCUCGCAGGGGCUCUGCUGAUUGUCCUGGGCCUGAGCUCUCCGGGGCCUCGGCCUCACACACGGCAGGAGCUGGGGGUGGGGGGAGCAGGGAAGCGGCCGACCACUUGUCUCCUUCACUACCAGCAUGGAGCACCGAGCUCCCACCGGCGGCCUCCCCGCUUUCAUUCAGGCCUAAAGCGGGAAUGAGCCAUUGAGGGAGCGAGGGAUCCGCACAUCCACCCCCGGGAGAUCUGGGGGAGCAGCGCUGACAUCAUGGCCCAGGAGAAGAUGGAGCUGGACGUGGUGGAGAUCCCUGGGGAUGGAAGCCUGAGGAGAUCCAACAGCGCCCCCCAUAUUAACGGGCUCAGUGAUCACUCGCAAGUGUUUCAACCCUACCUGGCCCGUGCACGCCGAAACAGCACUACCGUAGUAAACCGCCAGACCAUGGUGCCGUCUUCCUCUCCUGUCCGUAUUCCCAGCAGCAGACUUCAUCAGUUAAAAAGGGAGGAAGGAGUCGACUUAAUGAAUCGUGAAACAGCUCGUGAGCGUGAAGUGCAGACAGCAAUGCAAAUGAGCUUAUCCUGGGAGGAAAGCUUUAACCUGAGUGACAACGAUUAUGACAAAUUGGACAAACCUUCAUCUCCAAAGCGUGUUGACUUUGCCCCCGUGUCACCAGCACCGUCGCCUACAAGGGGAAUAGGAAAGCAAUGUUUCUCUCCAUCUCUACAAAUGUGUCUGGGCAGUAAUGGUUUGCCCCCAAGCCCUAUCCCCAGCCCUACCAGGCGCUUCACUAGCAGGAGGAGUCAGAGUCCCAUCAACUGUAUACGGCCAAGUGCACUAGGUCCCAUAAAGAGGAAAGUGGAAAUGGACAUGGAGACCCAACCAAAGAGACUGUUUCAAGGAACAACUACCAUGCUAUCUCCAGACAUGACGCACCUGUCGGAUUACAGCUGUCUUUCCUCGGACCUUGACAGCAGCAGCAGCAUCGGCUCCUCGUCUGACUCUGCAGCUAAGGAAAGCUGUGUGACCGACUCCCCCGCCGCCUGUUCCAACUCCUGCUCGUCAUUCAUAUCACUGGAUGAUCUGUCACCCAAGUAUAUAAUUUACCUCCUGCCUGAUGGACUGUUACAGGACUUGAAAAGUGGAGCAGGAGAUUGUGUAUUUUGUGUACAGAAUAGUAUGUACAGUAUCCGUGUACAUAUUGCCUGUGUGUCCCAGGAGGAAGGUGUGGACUUAAUGAAUCGUGAGACGGCCCGUGAGAGGGAGAUCCAGACUGCGAUGCAGAUGAGCCUGUCUUGGGAGGAGAGCUUCAGCCUGAGUGAUAAUGAUCUUGAUAAAUUGGAUAAAUAUUCUUCCCCAAAGCGCAUAGAUUUUGUUCCAGUGUCACCAGCUCCCUCACCCACCAGAGGAAUUGGGAAGCAAUGCUUUUCUCCAUCUCUGCAAAUGUUUGUGAGCAGUAACGGCUUGCCUCCGAGCCCUAUCCCCAGCCCUACCAGACGAUUCACCACCAGAAGGAGUCAGAGUCCUAAUUGUAUCCGUCCAAGUGUCCUUGGCCCCAUAAAGAGGAAAGGUGAAAUGGAAAUAGAAAGUCAACCAAAGAGACUGUUUCAAGGAACAACGAACAUGCUUUCUCCUGACGUCACUCAUCUGUCCGAUUUUAGUUGCUUUUCCUCAGACCUUGACAGCAGCAGCAGCAUCGGCUCCUCGUCUGACUCUGCAGCUAAGGAAAGCUGUGUGACCGACUCCCCCGCCGCCUGUUCCAACUCCUGCUCGUCAUUCAUAUCACUGGAUGAUCUGUCACCCAAGUGAAGUGACAAAAGGCCAGGCCACCGUGUCCCUGACCCUUUAUAUUUAAAGACUGUGGGAGAAAGUAACCCUGUGUAAUUUUUUUCCUAUGUUAUUUUUGUAUGUGUAUAUUUUCUAAUCUUCCCUCCAGCCUGAAGGAGACUCAAACAAUGGAGUGGAAGGGUUGUAAUUUGUGUACAGAAGGCUAUGUACAGUACAAUGCCGUUUGCUGCUUGUUCCAGGCCAUGUGUGAUGAGAUGUGCCAGUAAAGAUGGGAAAGACAGACCUAUUGGACCAAGCUGUUCUAUAAAGCUGCACGCUUUUCAUUCCGCAGGAGCCACAGAUCUCCCAGGAGGUUAUUUUGUAGGACUUUGCUAGUAUGUAAUUUCCACAGUAACGCUGUAUAUAACUCCCGGAUUUAGGAUGGCCGCUAUCGACUUUUUUUUUUUUUCUCUUGAUGAGUUGCUUGGGUACCUAUUGUGUAAUUUUGAUGGGGUCAGAAAAACCUCAGUGUAUAUAUAAUGGCUACAAAUUAUUUUUUCCUGUUGUCACAUUACUUCUACAAAGUAAGAUUUGUACUUUUGUCAUCUGUGUACCUUUUAUGAAAUGUGUUUUUAUGAAAGCUGCUUAGUACAUAGGAACUGCACAAUAGUAAGGAUUAGCCUGUAGUAUAUUUCCGUUGAUUGUCUUGCCACAGUGAUGGCCUCGGUCUUUGAUGGGGUGUUGCAGAGUACAAUGUUAAGGUUUUCUGCAACAUCCCUAUAGUGAUGGAGCUAUGUAAUACAAAAAGUAGUAUUUUCAGAAGUUAAAGGGGUUCUCCAGGAAUUAAGAAACUGAAAAUACUUAAAUAUUACUUUAUUAUAAAUACAUUCCCAUAUACCUUUCAUUAGUUAUAAUGGCUUG
This is a messenger RNA of Bufo bufo (common toad), 3017 nucleotides long. It is a transcript of the gene PABIR2, whose product is annotated as PABIR family member 2. The record is from RefSeq and is a predicted model, not a curated record. The coding region runs from base 603 to 2138 and encodes 511 amino acids. The transcript is spliced from 19 exons. NCBI's taxonomy places the organism in Eukaryota, Metazoa, Chordata, Amphibia, Anura, Bufonidae. Gene Ontology annotation, molecular function: protein serine/threonine phosphatase inhibitor activity.